UCUCCCCCCCACCGCCCGCCCCUUUGCCUGUCAGGAUGAGGCGGCCCAGGGCCGGCGGAGGCGUCGGCUGAGGCUCCGGCUCCGCUUUCCCCCGCUCUGGUUUCUGACGUAGCGGACCCGGCCUCGGCGUGACGGGGACCAGCCGGCUCGGCCAUGGCCCAGCCCGGGGCUGCUGCUCCCGCCGCGGCGUCUGAAUCUGCAGACGCACUCCUUCAGCGGGUAGCAGAACUGGAAAAAAUUAAUGCCGAAUUUUUACGCACAAAGCAGCAACUGGAGCAAGAAUUUAAUCAAAAGAGGGCAAAAUUUAAAGAGCUGUACCUGGCGAAGGAAGAGGAUCUGAAAAGGCAAAAUGCAAUUUUGCAGGCUGCCCAGGAUGACCUGGAGCAACUGCGGACGCAGCUCAUGGAUGCCCAGGCCGAAAUGGAGAACAUUAAAGCCAUUGCAACAGUGUCUGAAAACACGAAGCAGGAAGCUAUUGAUGAGGUGAAGAAGCAAUGGCAGGAAGAAGUUGCUUCGCUGCAGGCUAUAAUGAAAGAAACCGUCCGUGACUAUGAACGCCAGUUUCAUCACAGGAUGGAGAAGGAGCGAGCUCAGUGGAACCAGUACCGGGAGAACAUGGAAAGAGAAAUAAUGGAGCUGAGGAGACGGCUUUCAGAAGGUCAGGAAGAGGAAAAUCUCGAAAACGAAAUGAAGAAGGCCCAAGAAGAUGCCGAGAAGCUUCGUUCAGUAGUGAUGCCCAUGGAAAAGGAGAUUGCAACUUUAAAAGAGAAGCUGACAGAGGCGGAAGAAAAGAUAAAGGAGCUGGAGGCCUCAAAGGUUAAAGAACUGAAUCAUUAUUUGGAAGCUGAGAAAUCCUGUAGGACUGAUCUAGAAAUGUACGUGGCUGUUUUGAACACUCAGAAGUCUGUUCUGCAGGAAGAUGCAGAGAAAUUACGGAAGGAGCUUCAUGAAGUCUGUCAUCUGCUAGAACAAGAAAGGCAACAGCACAACCAACUGAAACACACAUGGCAAAAGGCCAAUGACCAGUUCUUAGAGUCUCAGCGCUUGCUGAUGAGGGACAUGCAACGGAUGGAGAUAGUGCUGACUUCAGAACAGCUCCGCCAAGUCGAAGAACUGAAGAAGAAAGAUCAGGAGGAUGAAGAGCAGCGAAGGCUUCAUAAAAGGAAGGAAGACAAACAGAGAGGCGCCAAUGAUGAAUCGAAAACUGUGUGUUCCAUAGCCCAUGAUGAAUCCCUCCCACAGUUCCCUGCUGAAGAGGAGCAUGUAAAUAGCACUCACGGCUCAGUUCACUCGCUCGACACAGACGUGCUGCUGUCCUCAGGAGAAUCUCUCAAGUCAGACAACGACAUGUUUAAAGAAGGGCUCCGAAGGGCACAGUCAACGGACAGCUUGGGGUUGUCGGGGUCCUUACAGUCCAAAACUCUAGGCUACAACAACAAAGCCAAAUCCGCUGGGAACCUUGACGAAUCCGACUUUGGGCCUCUGGUUGGAGCGGACUCCAUGUCUGAGAACUUUGACACGGCUUCCCUUGGUUCUUUGCAAAUGCCCAGCGGGUUUAUGUUAACCAAAGACCAGGAAAAAGCAAUUAAAGCGAUGACGCCGGAGCAGGAAGAGACUGCCUCCCUUCUCUCCAGCAUUACGCAAAGUGUAGAAAGCGCUUACGUCUCACCUAGUGGUUACCGCUUAGUUAGUGAAACGGAAUGGAAUCUCCUUCAGAAAGAGGUGCAAAAUGCAGGGAACAAGCUGGGGAGGCGCUGUGACAUGUGCUCUAAUUACGAGAAGCAAUUGCAAGGAAUCCAGAUUCAGGAGGCUGAAAUGAGGGAUCAGGUAAAGAAGCUUCAGAUGAUGCUGAGACAGGCCAAUGACCAGCUAGAAAAAACAAUGCGGGAGAAGCAGGAGCUGGAGGAACGCAUGAAGCAGAGCACUGAGGAAUCGGAAAGUCAGAUCUCUUCACUUAUCGUAAGAGCUCAGGAGUCCGAGACUUUACUUGGUGAACUACAGCAGGCGUUUUCUCAGGUGAAGAGAGAUGUCCAGGACCAAAUGGCGGUCCUGAUGCAGUCGAGGGAGCGUGUCUCUGAGGAGUUGGUGAGGCUCCAGAAAGACAACGAAAGCCUUCAAGGGAAACAUCGCCUGCAUAUCUCUUUGCAACAGGCCGAAGACUUCACUCCCCCGGAAUCCAGCGAGGAACUUCGUGAACUGGUCCUCAAAUACCGUGAAGAUAUCAUUAGUGUACGGACAGCCGCAGAUCACCUCGAAGAAAAACUGAAGGCGGAAAUUUUGUUCCUGAAAGAACAGAUUCAAGCUGAGCAGUGCUUUAAAGAGAACAUAGAAGAGACGCUGCAGCUAGAAAUAGAGAACUGCAAAGAGGAGAUAGCUGCCGCUUCCAGUCUAAAAGCAGAACUGGAGAGGAUAAAAGCAGAAAAGGAACAGCUGGAGACCACCUUGCAGGAAAAGAUGCAACAAUUGGAAAGCUUGCAAGAAAGGAGAAAUCAACUUGAAGAGCAGUUGAAGAAGGAAAUAGCCGCAAAGGCCCAUCUGGAGCAGCUGAUGUUUGAAGAUAAGAACAAAGCUCAGCGGCUGCAGACAGAGCUGGAUGUCAGCGAGCAAGUGCAGAGAGACUUUGUAAAGCUUUCUCAAACCCUUCAGGUGCAGUUGGAGCGGAUCCGGCAAGCAGAUUCCCUGGAGAGAAUCCGAGCGAUCCUCAAUGACACAAAACUGACAGACAUUAAUCAACUUCCUGAAACAUGACGCCCUCAGGAGCGGGGCUCUAAGGCUGCAUUUUUUGGGUGUUUUUUUUUUUUAAAAAACCCUCAUCUUUAUAGCAAAACAUUAAUUAUUAUUUAACUCUAACUGAAAGAGUGGAAGAGGACAUGGGGGAGCAGUGGCCCAGGCUUUGUUUCUGGAAGGGGAGAAGGUUUAGCGUGGGGAGCAAGAAAUCGGUCAGAGAGAGAGAUGUGCAGGACACUGGAGGGUAUCAAAAAAGUCUGACCUCAUUCAAAGCUAAGUAAUACUCACCAUAUCUUUCCCCUUUCCUUAACCUAACACACUUCUCUUUCUCUCCUCUCCUUCCCCUGCCCAGUAAAGAAACAUAUUACUGUUACGGAAGUAGCUGCCGGAGACCGUGCUUCCCUCCGUCCCCUUAAAAUAUUUUUGAGCGAAGCCGUUGAAGUCUGCUCUCCUCUCUCCAUCCCAGCUCACACCCCCCACCCCUACCCGUGACUGAUCACACUGUAUUUAGCUAGAUGGCAAACAGGAAGAAUGGGGUAUACUGUGCUGUAUAAAUAUUUUAUAUUAAAAUAUGGAUUUAUUUGCAGGACACUGGAUCUAGGUUGGGUUCUGUAGCUCAGUGCUUGUUUUGUACCUGGUACAUUGAUGUGGUUGUUUGUUUGGAAGAGCUCAGUUGCCCUUGGAGACAGAAUGAAGGAGAAGGGUGCAAAUGACAAAAGGAACUUAAUCCAUAAAGAGAAACCAGCAUUGGAUCUGGGGAAACGUUUUCUUAAGAAGACCUGGGUUAGUUUGUUUGCUGUAAAACAGGAAAUGCACAUUUCAAACAAAAUCAUCCAUCUUCGACAAGUGGUGCUUUCAGCCGGCGACUCGUGUUCUAGCUGAGCUGAGCCCUCUGGCCCUUUGCCCAAAGCACAUUCCUCUUUCUAGUCACACCGGGGGUUGCAUGUAAAGCAUUUCCAUUCACCCCAGCCUGAGUGGUACAUUCUUGAGCCCACAGGAUUGUGUUCCAGUGAAAGCUGGUGACUCUGUACGGAUUUUUUAAAAUGAGACUUGUGUGAAAGAAAGGAUGGGUGGGGCCUUGGUGCAUGACCCAGGGCAGUGCUUGUUGCACUCCUAUCCUCACAACUAGCUGAACAGCGGCCGUGCAUUGCUGCUGGUGUGCUUUUUACAGAGGGAGCUGUGGCUGUGAAAACAUUGGCCUGCAUGUUGCCCCCCCUACCCCCCACUUUCCGUUUUCCUGCCAACCCCAAACCCGGCCAUGCAUCCUUCACACUGAUUUUCUGAAGACUGAGUCUAGUGGAGCGCAUGGGGCCUCCCUUGUCAAUCAUGUUGAGGAUCUUUGGAUCCUUGCCCAAGCAACUGUUGAGCAAAAUUCCAUUUUGUACGUCUUAUUAAUGUAAACAGGAGAGAAUUCUCUUUGAACACUUGUGUUUGGCAAAGGGGCCUCGAUUUAGCUGGAUCUUCUUGGGCUUGGACAUCUUUGGCUUUUCAACCGCAGAAGUUCUUUAGGUGUCCCCCCCACACACACUUUUUUUUUUGUAAGAGAUUUUUUUCUGCAUAGAACCUAGUAUAAUCCUCAUAAUUGCAAGCAGUCAGAACAGAAUGAAUUAGGAUCAAAUUGCUGGAAUCCACCCUCUCUUUAUAGCUGCUAGUGAAGGGGGGGGGGGGAGUAUAGCAGUAACUAUAAAACCAAAAUAACAAGGUGAGGAAAUCUGUUAGUUGUGAAGAACACUUGGGUAGUUUGUUCACAUUAAAGAUCAGAAAACAGGUAACUUACUCUAACGCAUUGCUUCCACAAGGUUUUUUUUUAAACUCAAUUACCUGGGGGGGGGGGGGGGUUCUGUAAUGAAUUUCCAGUUGUUGAAAGCCAUUGGAAGCCAACUUCUGUCCUUACAUCAUAUUCCUUUUGACGCUUCAGCGCUGCUAAAUCGUUAAAUUGAUGGAGGAGCAAAGGGUGGGUGUAGAAACUCCCAUGUGUCUCCUGUGAAGUGCCAGCAGCUUUAUUUAACCACUUGGGGCUAAAACUAAGUUGAUUGAGUCUGGUUAGUAGGGAACUGGCCAUACAGAAUAGAAUGAGAGCAGACUACAUCUUAUGAAUACAGGAACGGCUGCGGUGGCACUGGGGACUCCAGUUACUGCUUAGUAGCUAAACUCUUAUCCACUCUAACCUGAAACCCCAGGACUGAGAGGGGAAAUAGAGCAGCAAAGUUAGAUUGAAAAGCAUUUGGGGGUCUUACAUUCUGGCAACAGAGCUUGAUGACAUAAUAAAUGCAGGAGUCUAGACUGGUUAUAGAUAUGCAGGCUGAAGAAUAUUCACAGCUAUUCCAAAAGGGGAGUAUUCUGCUUGGAGUAUGAUUAACUUUCAAAGUGAAACGUGGGCUUAAAUUAAUUAUGGACUUGAGUCACAUUUCCAUUAAAAGACUUAAUUUGUACCAUCCAGCUUUACAGCUCCAGCAAUUGACUGUAACUACCACAACGUAGAGUAAAAACACAGCAACCCUUCCUGAUCAAGGACCACGGGCCUGUGUGCAAAAUGUACUGGAGGGGAAAGCCUGCAAGUUUUAACUCUGUUCUAUAUACUUGUACAGUCGAUAUGUGCAAAAAAAAAAAGAAUCUUACAGCAUGUCUGUGACCUUGUUAUUGCUAACAGUUAACUGUACCCCUUCCUUUACUUCAGUGGUCUGCCUAUAUCUUCUUUCAAGAGGAGAAAGGGAACUCGCCUAUCUAGUCCUGUUAGGGUUUGUUUGGGGGUUUUCCCUCCCGCAAAAUAAUAAAAAUCAGCCUGUUACAGUCCAAACUGAACUGUUUGGAACCAAUUCUGCAUUCCGAUGAACCAAGCUGCUGGUGUCCUGUGAAACUGUGGAUGUAGAACUCUCCUGUCUACUGAAUUCAAAAAUGUAACCAUUCGUUAACUGUAUUGGAGGUGUAUCCUUAAGAAAGUGUUCCAAAUUAAAGGAGGAAAAAAGCUAACGACAA
Molecule: messenger RNA, 5703 nt
Organism: Heteronotia binoei (common prickly gecko)
Lineage: Eukaryota; Metazoa; Chordata; Lepidosauria; Squamata; Gekkonidae
Gene: RABEP1
Product: rabaptin, RAB GTPase binding effector protein 1
Exons: 18
Coding region: 154-2748 (864 amino acids)
Biological process (GO): Golgi to plasma membrane transport; endocytosis
Cellular component (GO): endosome; endocytic vesicle
Molecular function (GO): growth factor activity; GTPase activator activity
Source: RefSeq, a predicted model, not a curated record